Cyphellophora europaea CBS 101466 is the source of this 297-nucleotide messenger RNA. RefSeq lists its product as uncharacterized. The transcript is spliced from 2 exons. NCBI's taxonomy places the organism in Eukaryota, Fungi, Ascomycota, Eurotiomycetes, Chaetothyriales, Cyphellophoraceae. The record is from RefSeq and is a predicted model, not a curated record. The coding region runs from base 1 to 297 and encodes 98 amino acids.
AUGGCGGAAACUGACAACAUGGAAGAGGAGGAUCUCUUCGCCGAUCUUUACGACAAUGAUGACAGUGCCCCGUCCAAAGACCAGAUUCCCGCCGCACCUUCAGCUCCAGAGCCUGUCAAGUCUGACAGUGCGCCCGGCUACGGUGAGGAACCGGAUACUGGCCAUGACCCUACCUCCUUCGAGAUGGACGCAGCCAUGCAUGACCAGCCUACAAAUGGGGCUUCUGACAUGGGCUUUGAUGGAGCUGCAACGAAGAAAGAUGUCGAGCCAGGCAUUCAGAUGAAAGAAGACGGGUAA